CACACACACACACACACGGUCUAACAGCAGCAGUUACGUCACACAUUGGGAAUGCAGCAGUGAGGAUCUUGCUGCUGCUGCUACAGGCCUCAGGAUCCGCCACAAAAUGAGACUGAAGGGAAGAGGAGAGCCACUGUAAAGGUACUGUAAGAGAAGGCUGCCAUGUCCGGUCCCACCUGGCUUCCACCGAGGACUCUGGAUAGCCCUGAGCGAGCCGUCCCCCAGAUGUCUCACUCUGCUGGGUCAGCGAUCUACAGAGCCCCCAACAAGAAGGGGGCGUCUGACUUCCGGCCAAAAUACGGCCCCUAUGACCAGAACGGAGGAGGAGGAGGGAUGGCCAACAGGUACAUGGCUACAGGACCCACAGGUGGACCCAUUCAUCACUCGUCGAGCGAUCAUUACUACUCCCCUCCCCAUGGUCCCAAAGAAGAACGCAACUGGAGCCCUCACAUGGACAGCUACGAGCUGAUGCAUCGUGGUCCUGAAAAGCCAGUGAGCUAUCACUCCAAAAUCGAUGCUGAGAUUGACUCCCUCACCAGCAUGCUCGCUGACCUGGACAGCCACCCACAGGACUCCAGCACACAACUGUACGACAACGUGCCUUAUAACAAGUACCUCUCAGGGGAUCUCUACAAACCUGCGCACCAGAGCGCACCCCCUCCUCAGGGUCGGCCAUCCAUGGGCUACCCCCCUCAUCCCCAGAGCCAAUACCACCCAGCGCCGCCCUACCCCAACGAGCACCAGUCACCUCAGUACUCCACCUCCCACCAGCAGGACUACUACUCCACGUCAACUCCUAAGCCCUACCCUCAGCCCGUCCCGGCCUCCUACACCACUGCCUCAACUCCCACCGGGCCCAGGUUCAGCGUCCAGGUCAAGACGGCGCAGCCUGUCACCUACUCUCAGACGGGGAGGCAGGCUGAGCAGGCGUACACACCACCCCCUCCUCGCCAGCACGUUUCACGCCCCCCUCCCCAGAGUCAGACAAGUCAACAGGGCUGGUACCCUCCACAUCCCAACUCACAAGCUCAGGAGAUGCACUCUGAGGCGGUGUACAAAGGGAGCAGCUCAGGACCUGGAGGAAGAGUCAACCAGGUUCCACUGUCCAAGAGAGGGAUGGAAAAUAAUCAGACAGGGUCAGGAGCUGCACAGAGUCCUGCUUACCAGUCCAGCAAGCAGAGCAUAGCAACAAGCAGGCCCGAGGAAGAGCUGGAACGACUAACCAAGAAGUUGGUAUAUGAUAUGAACCACCCCCCUGCUGAGGACUAUUUUGGCCGCUGUGCCCGGUGUGGUGACAACGUGGUCGGCGAUGGCAGCGGCUGCAUCGCCAUGGAGCAGGUGUUCCAUGUGGAGUGUUUCACGUGUAUCACCUGCCACGCCCGUCUCCGAGGGCAACCGUUCUACGCCCUCGAGAAGAAGAGUUACUGUGAGAGUUGUUACAUUAGUACAUUAGAGCGCUGUUCAAAGUGCUCCAAGCCCAUCCUGGACCGUAUCCUGCGGGCCAUGGGAAAGGCGUACCACCCUCGCUGUUUCACGUGUGUGGUUUGCAACUGCUGCUUGGACGGGGUGCCCUUCACCGUGGACGCAACCUCUCAGAUACACUGCAUAGAUGACUUCCAUAGGAAGUAUGCUCCUCGCUGCUCAGUUUGCGGAGAGCCCAUCAUGCCUGAACAGGGCCAGGAGGAGACGGUGAGGAUCGUAGCUCUGGACCGCAGCUUCCAUGUUAACUGUUACGUCUGCGAGGAAUGUGGCCUCCUGCUGUCCUCUGAAGGGGAGGGUCGAGGCUGUUACCCGCUGGACGGCCACAUCUUAUGUAAGAGCUGCAGCGCUCGCCGCAUCCAGGACCUCUCGGCCAAAAUCUCCACUGACUGCUAACAAACCUCCAGCGUCCGCUCCACCCUUUCAGCCCUCUCCGUCUCAUGACAGCCAACAUUACACAUGAUUGAUGGCGCAGACAGGAAAUGCCUGCUCAGAGGUGCUUUUCUUUUUCUUGGUUGCUCUGACUAUGAGUUGACAUAACUGUUGCAAUAGUUCCCUCUGGUGGUAUCCAGGUGUAAGUUCAUUUGCAGAGAUGGGACGUGGGGUUCUGAUGGAGCAACCACGUCACUAGUUUCCUUUCAUUCAGAUUUCCUGCUCCAUUUUCUUUCUUUGUUUUGGUACACAGCUCCCCCAUUUGUCACCUUUAGUUCCUUGUUAGUAUGACAGUGGCCUGACCUGCAGGCAGCUUGGGCUCCACUCACCACGUAUCGGUACGGCUCAACUAUUAGCUCACACAUUAUCAUCACUGUCAAAGACAAUUAAAGGAAUACUUCACCCCCCAAAUGAUCAUCUUUACAUCAGUUUCUCGUCCUGUGUUACGCUGGAUUCUUGAAGAAAGCAACAAAAAAUUAUGAGACUGAGAAAAGCUAUAUCAUAAAAUCUGUUCACAAACUCUCACACAACUCGUGCAGAAUAAUCCAAGUCUCAGUUAUCCAGUUGUACGCUCAAUGCUUCCCAAACAGACGGCCCUUUUUAACAGGAGCUUAAAGCAAAACUUAUCUAUGCUCUCUUCAAAGCCAGACUCCAUUGACAAAAACAGUAAUUUUACAGUUUCCUCCGAGCAGUACAGUUCAGUUGGGUACGCUUUUGCUCCAUUCCCACUGUGAAAAGUUGUGGAUGGUAUCAAUGGAACCGUUCCUUACCGUCCCCAUGUUUGGUCCCCCCUCUGUUGGGGUACCUAGCACACAGAUCUGGUACUAAAAGGUGGAGCUGUGAACACUGCAGUCUGAUUGGUCAGUAGAGGACGGUCACUCUGCUCAGGGCUGAGUUGUGUCUGGUUUUGAGGCUCAUGUAACCACUGUUCAUACUGUGGAGAGUUUUAUUAGUAAACUGUAACUAUAAAAUGAAAGGAUGUUUUGCUGCCUCUCACAGCAGCUGGAGUCUGAGAAAAAUAAUUCACUGGGCCGACUGCCGGCGACUUUUAAGGUGGAACGUUAACUUGUAAUGUUACUCAAUGCAUGAGUUUUUGGAUUCUUUGUUCACCAUGGAGGUAUGUGAGAAAAAUCAAGUUUCUAUACAAAUCCAGCUCAACACGGGGUGACAAAUUGAUCUACACAUGGUCAUUUUGGGGCUGAACAAGUAUGGAAGGAUGUCAUAGAUUUAGACUCUGCAGAGAAGCAGCCUAAAUAUUAAUUAGACUUGUCUAAACCUGUCUAAACGACGGGACCUGUACAUUUGUAAAACACUAAACGUCAAAGUGCAGAACUGCCUCAGAACAAGCAUAUUAAAAGCACAUAAUGCAACAGCUGUGACUGUACAUACCAGGCUGGUUUGGUCUGACAAUGAAACUGUUGCUAACUGUUUGGGAAAGCAUGUAGCCUUCAGUGCAGUGAACCUUUGCAGAGACGUAGCCUCAUAGCAGGAGAAAUGUAGACCACAGGAAUGUGUAGUUACACCCCAGACGUUAUUUUAUUUUCCUUUUAGUCUUCAUUAAAUGCUAGUACAAUAUUUGCUAGAACAAAUCUCUCCUACAUGUCAAACACAUCACAGUAUCAUGUUGUUUAGUUAUUAAAUCAAAGCUCAUAACAGGAUCGCUGCCAUUUUUUUUUUUUAAAUCAUCCAGAAUAACAUUUUUGAAUGUCUGUACGAAACACAAUCUUGCUUUUGUUUGUUUAACGUGUUGUUGGUUGAUACUUGACUGUUACAUUGAAGAUGACGGUGCAAUGAAGUCAAAGGAAAACAGGGUGUUGGUCACUGACGUGGCUUGAAAACAUUCUGGUGUGAAGUUUGAGCCUCGUGAAGAGUUUGUACGUUAACAUACAUUUAGAGGAAAGAAUGAAAUUAGGAUUAGACUCAAUUUAAAUUCAAAUACUUGGAAUUUAUUUUGAUGUAUUUUUCCCUUGUGAUGUUGGAACACAACUCUGCGCUUGCGGAUUUGGUUUUAGUUCAUUCUUGCACUCACGUGGGCCGAGUUAACGCUUUGGAGCUACAGUAUUGUUAUGAUUGUGUUUAACCUCUGUCUUUCCGUCCUGAUUUUUGUAUUUGUGUAACUUUAAAGGGCUAGAAAUUUGAAAGCCUUAUCUCAAGGAUGUCAUUCAGUUUCAUAAUAAUCCUCUUUUGAAACUGCGAUUGUCUGUGAAUUCUGCUUUUUUUUCUCGUUCGGAUCAUGCGAUAACGGUUCAGAGUUGCAUAUUUCAUCUCUUGUUAAUUUAUCUCAUGACAAAUAUGAUGUAUAUACUGCGGUCUUUGGAAGACUAUUGGGGCCAGGCAUAAGAGGAAAAUUGAGAGGGCGGAGAUUCUUUUAAAAUUUUGCAUUCUAGAAUAAAGUUGAAAUGUUGAGAAUAAUGUUGAGAAAUAAUGUCAAAUAUUAAGUCUUAGUGCCAGGCAUAAGGGAAUAAAAAUCAGGAAGAAGAUUCAGGAGUUUAAAAAAAAAAAAAAAAUCAAAAUGUCAAGAAUAAUAAUGUUGAAAAUAAUGUAGAACUUUCAGUACAGGCAUAAGUCGGGCAAAAAGCCACCACUUUUCUGUCAAAGUCAGGCAUAAGAAUAUUUAUAUAACGGAAGAAAGAUUUUUUUUUUGCAUUUUAAUAAUAAAGUCAAAAUGUUAAGAAUUAUAGUCGAAGUAUUGUGAGUAAACCUGGAAUAUCAGUUCGAGAAUAAAGUCAAAGCGUUGAAAAUAAAGUUUAAAUGUCUAGAGUAAAAUAUCAAUUCUAGAAUAAAGUUUAAAUGACGAGAAUAAAGUCGAAUGGUCUAGAAAAAAGUUGGAAAAUCAUUUUUAGGAUAAAGUCGAAAUAAGAAAAUAAAAAUAAUUUAAAAAAAAAGUCGAGAAAGUCAAUGCGAGAAUAAAAUCAAAGUGUUUAGAAUGAAGUUUAAAUGAUGAGAAUAAAGUCAAAAUGUUUUGAAUAAAGUUGAAAUAUUUUCAGAAUAAAUUAGAAAUGUUUUGAAUAAAGUUGAAAUGACAAGAAUAAAGUCUAAAUGUCGAGAAUAAAGUUUAAAUGACGAGAAUAAAGUCUAAAUGUCAAGAAUAAAGUCUAAAUGUCGAAUAAAGUCUAAACAACGAGAAUAAAAUGUCAAAGUUGCAAAUAAAAUCUAAAUGUGGAGAAUAAAGUCUAAAUGUCAAGAAUAAAGUUUAAAUGAUGAGAAUAAAGUCUAAAUGUCAAGAAUAAAGUCUAAAUGUCGAAUAAAGUCUGAACAACGAGAAUAAAAUGUCAAAGUUGCAAAUAAAAUCUAAAUGUGGAGAAUUAAGUCUAAAUGUCGCGAAUAAAAUCUAAAUGUGGAGAAUAAAGUCUAAAUGUCAAGAAUAAAGUCUAAAUGACAAGAAUAAAGUCUAAACAACGAGAAUAAAAUGUCCAAAUGUUGCGAAUAAAAUCUUAAUGUGGAGAAUAAAGUCUAAAUGUCAAGAAUAAAGUUUAAAUGAUGAGAAUAAAGUCUAAAUGUCAAGAAUAUAGUCUAAAUGUUGCAAAUAAAAUCUAAAUGUCGAGAAUAAAGUCUAAAUGUCAAGAGUGAAGUCUAAAUGACGUAAAUAAAGUUUAAAUGUUGACAAUUAAGUUUAAACGUUAAGAAUAAAGUCUAAACGCAGAGAACAAACUCUCAAGACUAAAGUCAAACUCUUGAGAAUAAAUCAAACUACCAGUGCAUAAGGCUGCCUCUACAAAAUGCCCGGUGUAGAAACCAGACACCUUCAAGAAUUGGUUGCAUUCGUGCAAACUGAAACAGCUGGUAAUGGACAAAUGGAUGUUAUUUAAUGUUACACCUGCGUGCACUACAGAGAGAAAAUGUUCUGUCAUCUUCUUCCUCUCACGCCUGGCCCUGAUACUCCUCUGUAGUAUUCAUCUGCUUCUUAUCACCAACAUUAUCUUUUCAUUCAUGCUCAGAUGUGUCAUUUUAAAAUCCUCACCCAUGCCAACUCGUGUGUCAUACUCCUCCAAUCACAUAGAUUUUGUUAGCGUCGAUCAUCCUCACCGUGUGUGUUCAGUUUGAAAUGCUGUGAACUGGAGCUUGUAGAUGAGAGCCCGUGGUACUGCAGCAGACCUCUGUCUGCUGAUGAACUCACACUGAGACAAAGAAGAAGAAGGAGGCCAUUUUGUACCGAGGUAGCUACAUUAACGGGAGAGCAUGUGAACAACAUGGGUGGAUUUUCUCCUAAUACAGGUUGUAGUAACAUUAUUGAUUAUUAAAAUGUCAACAAGUCA
Molecule: messenger RNA, 6167 nt
Organism: Epinephelus moara (kelp grouper)
Lineage: Eukaryota; Metazoa; Chordata; Actinopteri; Perciformes; Serranidae
Gene: trip6
Product: thyroid hormone receptor interactor 6
Exons: 11
Coding region: 163-1875 (570 amino acids)
Biological process (GO): cell-cell adhesion
Cellular component (GO): stress fiber; focal adhesion
Source: RefSeq, a predicted model, not a curated record